Messenger RNA from Loxodonta africana (African savanna elephant), 5713 nucleotides. RefSeq names its product myotubularin related protein 12 (gene MTMR12). NCBI's taxonomy places the organism in Eukaryota, Metazoa, Chordata, Mammalia, Proboscidea, Elephantidae. Gene Ontology annotation, biological process: phosphatidylinositol dephosphorylation. The record is from RefSeq and is a predicted model, not a curated record. Gene Ontology annotation, cellular component: cytoplasm; membrane. The coding region runs from base 100 to 2343 and encodes 747 amino acids. Gene Ontology annotation, molecular function: phosphatidylinositol-3-phosphate phosphatase activity. The transcript is spliced from 16 exons.
UGGGCGGAGCCCCAGCGGCUGGUGCUGGUGGCGGCCGCCGAUGCCAGAGCUUGAGCGCAGCGUCUGUUGCCGCGGGUUCCUGCUUCCCAGGGCGGCGGUAUGCUGGGGAAAGGAGUCGUCGGCGGUGGCGGCGGCACCAAGGUGCCCAAGCCUUCCUUCGUGUCGUACGUGCGCCCCGAGGAUAUUCACACAAAUGACAAAGAAGCAACGGAAAAGGAAGUAACUCUUCACUUGUUGCCAGGUGAGCAGCUGCUCUGUGAAGCCAGCACAGUACUGAAGUAUGUCCAGGAAGAUUCAUGUCAGCGUGGGAUUUGUGGGAAACUUGUCUGCACAGACUUCAAGAUUGCUUUCUUGGGCGAUGAUGAAUCUGCCUUGGAUAAUGAUGAUAUUCAGUUUAAGAAUAAGGUUAUAGGAGAAAAUGACAUCACACUCCACUGUGUUGAUCAAAUUUAUGGAGUGUUUGAUGAGAAAAAAAAAACUCUCUUUGGACAACUGAAGAAAUAUCCCGAGAAACUCAUCAUCCAUUGCAAAGACCUCCGGGUAUUCCACUUUUGUCUGAGGUACACAAAGGAAGAGGAAGUCAAAAGGAUUGUCAGUGGCAUAAUUCAUCACACCCAGGCUCCUAAACUGCUUAAACGAUUGUUUCUGUUUUCCUAUGCAACUGCGGCACGAAACAGUACGGCCACAGAUCCCAAGAAUCAUACUGUAAUGUUUGACACACUUAAGGACUGGUGUUGGGAGUUGGAGCGGACCAAAGGCAGCAUGAAGUACAAAGCAGUGAGUGUCAACAAAGAUUAUAGAGUCUGUGAAAGGUUGCCAGCAUACUUCGUUGUUCCCGUCUCUCUUCCUGAAGAGAAUAUUCUACACUUUCAGGGUCACGGCAUACCGAUUUGGUGUUGGUCCUACCACAACGGAUGUGCUCUUAUGAAAAUGUCAGCACUGCCCAAAGAACAAGAUGAUGGCAUUUUACAAAUCCAAAAAAGCUUCUUGGAUGGAAUUUACAAGACCAUCCACAGGCCACCCUAUGAAAUUGUUAAAACUGAAGACCUGUCAAGCAACUUCCUCUCCUUGCAGGAAAUCCAGACUGCAUACUCUAAAUUUAAACAGCUAUUUCUGAUAGACAAUAGUACUGAAUUUUGGGACACAGAUAUAAAAUGGUUUUCUCUGCUGGAAAGCAGCGGCUGGCUUGAGAUAAUCAGACGUUGCCUUAAAAAAGCAAUAGAGAUUACAGAAUGUCUGGAAGCACAAAACAUGAACGUUCUUCUUUUAGAGGAGACUGCCUCAGACCUCUGCUGUAUCGUCUCCUCUCUGGUGCAAGUGAUGAUGGACCCCCACUGUCGAACCAGGCUUGGUUUCCAGAGCCUCAUCCAAAAGGAGUGGAUCAUGGGCGGUCACUGCUUCUUGGAUCGCUGCAACCAGUUACGCCAGAAUGACAAAGAGGAGGUUCCUGUGUUCCUGCUCUUCUUAGAUUGCGUGUGGCAACUGGUCCACCAGCAUCCCCCAGCCUUCGAGUUCACGGAGACGUACCUGACUGUUUUGUCAGAUAGCCUGUACAUACCUAUUUUUAGCACCUUCUUCUUCAACUCACCUCAUCAAAAAGAUACUAACCUGGGUAGGGAAAGCCAGGAUACACAAAGCAAGCCUUUGAAUCUGCUCACCGUGUGGGAUUGGCAUGUACAGUUUGAACCCGAAGCCCAGAUGUUGCUCAGAAACCCUCUCUAUGUGGAAAAGCCAAAAGUGGACAAAAGCCAGCGGAAAGGAAUGCGUUUCAGACAUCAACGACAGCUUUCUUUGCCACUCACCCAAUCGAAAUCAUCUCCCAAAAGAGGAUUUUUCAGGGAAGAAACAGAUCAUUUAAUUAAAAACCUUCUGGGCAAGAGAAUUAGCAAACUUAUUAAUUCUUCUGAUGAGCUACAAGACAACUUUCGAGAGUUCUAUGACAGCUGGCAUAGCAAACCUGCUGACUACCAUGGCUUGUUGUUGCCACACAUAGAGGGAGCAGAAAUCAAAGUCUGGGCACAAAGGUACUUGCGUUGGAUUCCAGAAGCCCAGAUCCUAGGAGGUGGCGGAGUGGCAACUAUGAGCAAACUCUUGGAAAUGAUGGAGGAAGUACAGAUCUUACAAGAGAAAAUAAACGAGAAACACCACAGGCAGGUGGCCCUCCAGGCAGAGGCCCCUGCCCUGCUGAGGAAUUCUGCCCGCCUAUCCUCUCUGUUUCCUUUCGCUUUGCUCCAGCGGCAUUCCUCUAAGCCGGUCCUACCUACCAGUGGUUGGAAAACUUUGGGAGAUGAAGAAGAUUUGGCCAAACGAGAAGAUGAGUUUGUGGAUCUAGGAGAUGUGUGACUUGUUUUCUCAGUUUUGGGGAAAAAGGAACGUUGAAGAUUGGGACAGGAAUCAAACACAUUUGAUCUCUGGAUUGGUGUGUCAUGCUGAAGCUUCAUACUGGGAGGGUCAUUGCCUGGUGCGGUGUUGGAGUAAACCCGGGCCUUCGGGAAAAGAGCUGGUUCUCACUUUUCUCCGUGGUCGUGAAAGGCUAUGCAAUUAAAACCAUAUAUCUAGUAUUAUUAAUUGAGAGGGAUUACUACUUGACCUAUAAAAGGAUCGUGGCUGUUUUCUGAUGCUUAAGUAUUACACGGAACCUACAAUGGCUGGUUUACUAACUAAAAAGGGCUUUGUAAGAUAUUCUUGAACUUGAUACUCUCUUCAGUUACUUUCUGUGCCAAGAAAAUUUAUCCAGCCGUUGGGAAUAGUAAGUUUCUCUAUAACCUAUCUCAAUUAGAAGCAAGUGCAGCUUUACGUGAAAUUCAUACGGUGAAUUGAAUGAUUCAGAUUAGAGGUAUUAGGAUGUAUGGCAUUUGUUUAAACAAACUAUUGAUAGCAUUUUUCCAUCUACCCCACUUGCCUGUAGGAAAGCUGGGGAAACACCCCGUGUCACUCACUGUAGUUCCAGACCCUCCUUUCUAGACUGUGUCACGUUGUGUGUGGGUGGUGGGCUGACACGCACUGACACCUCCAGGACUUACCCUGCCUGCUUUGGACCACACCCUCCGUGCUCCCUGCCUUGGUGCACAUAGUCCCGGUUUAUUGCUGCUAAACCUAUCAUUCAGCUGGGGAAUAUCUUUGGUUUGCCCAGGGGAGCUUCCAUUCUUCUGGAGUCUUUCAGUGUUGGAAAUUAAUUGCUUUGCCAGUUUCUAAUGCGUGCCAAGCUCCGGAGCAUUUGCAGUGUGGCCCUCUGUAGCAACCCCGCAGAUGUUUCCUCCCACUGUCUGCUGCCUUCACAGACACACGAGGUAGGACCACCUUUGAAUGUGGCUUUCGUACGAAAGCAGUUAAACAUAAAUGUCAGAAGCGAUGAUUAUUGUAUAGUACCUCAGUGAUUUAAAAAGCCAUAGAAGAAACUUGAUUAUGCCUGAUAUCCUUCUUGGAUCUGCUGUCUAAAUGAUAUAUAUAUUUUUAAUGCAGGAAAGCACACUUUGUAACGACCAGUUUUUUUACUCUUAAUGGAACCCUGUCAAAUCCCACAAGAGGAAGGAAAAAAAAAGAAUCUCAUGCUAGACUGUUUCAAACUGAAUGUUUGCCUUUUAUAUACAUUUGCUCUCCAAUAUAGAUCCCAAUUUGAAUAUUAACUGUUCAGAAAAACUUUCAGUUGCUCAAGGGAAGUAAGAAAUCUUGAAAGUAUUGAUAAAGAGGAGUUUCUAAGUUUGCACUGAAUUGUUUGGUACACACAACAGAUUGUUUUGCUCUUCUCCUGACUCCAUGUUAGCAUGUUUGGUUGGUCUGCAAUGAGGACAGAUUUGAGGGGAGGGCAGGGUUCCUGCGUCGGGGGGGCAAACACAUGUCAAGCCUUGGUCACCUUAGGCAUCUUGCUAGUGAGGUCAGUGUUAGGUUUGCAAGAGGGAUUUUAAAAAUACACUAGUUCAUUAGUCACGUUCACACAUGUCCCCUGGGCCUUCUUAAACUAGCACUAACCUCCACUUCUCUGACCCAUUGCCUCCCGAAUACACUAUGGAGCUAUUUUUGUUACCAUAUUACAAGGCGAAUAUUUAUAUGGUAGCCUCUUCAGUCUUAGGAUCUUAGCGAUUUUCAUUCCAGAAAUGCCCGGUGUGAUGCUUUACACUCCACAAAGUAUGGUUUAAAGGCACAAGGUCAUGGCUUUUGUCACACCAGUUGAAUGUGCAUUGAAAUAUUUUUCUACGAUUUUUUUUAAAAAACUUCAAUAGAAAACGAAGGAAGCUGUUUUAACAUGUAAGGUCAUGACAAUUUAUGUAUUUAUAUUUGAAAUCAGAUUUCUAUAACUUGUAUUUGUGUACAGAAUUCUCAGUGGGUUUAUAUAUUGUGGAAUUUUUAUUCAAGUUUGAGAGGUGGGUUAUGCUUAGCAGUUAAAAGCUCGAAUGAGACCAUUGACUUUGUUGAAAAUGCUGCACUGUGCAAGUUUGAAAAUGUACAUUAGUUUACUGUAUAUAGUAUCUUGAGUUUGUUUAUACCUCCGAGUUUUUACACUGAAGAUAAACUAGCUUUAAUUAAAUCCAAAACUUUCCUUUUUUUUUUCUCCAAGGGAAUAAGCUGUUGGGCUAAAUCUGUAUAAAUGUGCUUUUUAUUUUCUGGAUGUACAACAAAAGUUUAUACUUGUAUCUCACUGCAUCAUAUCUGAUUGCAGAAAUUAAAGCACAGUUUAAAAGCAAUACUGUAUUUGAUGUGGUUCGUAUAACACAUGGAGUCAUUACUUUCAUUCAUUCAGGAAUUUUUUUUUAAUUGUACUUUAGGUGAAGUUUUACAGAACAAACUAGCUUCUCAGUAAACAGUUAGUACACAUAUUGUUUUGUGACAUUGGUUACCAACCCCACAUGUCAGCACUCUCCCUUCUCGACCUCUGGUUCCCUAUUACCAGCUUUCCUGUCCCCUCCUGCCUUCUAGUCCUUGCCCCUGGGCUGGUGUGCCCCUUCAGUCUCGUUUUGUUUUAUGGCCCUGUCUAAUCUUUGAAGGGUGAAUCUCAGGAGUGACGUCAUUACUGAGCUAAAGGGGUGUCUGGGGGCCAUACUCCUGGAGUGUCCCCAAUCUCUGGCAGGCCAGUAAGUCUGGUCUUUUUAUUUGUGAGUUAGAAUUUUGUUCUAUAUUUUUCUCUGGCUCUGUCUGGGACCCUCAAUUGUGAUGCCUGUCAGAGCAGUCAGUGGUGGUAGCCGGACACCAUCUAGUUGUACUGAACUUAGUCUGGUGGAGGCCAUGGCAGUUGUGGUCCAUUAGUCCCUUGUGUCUUUAGUUUUCUUCAUUCUCCCUUCCUCCUGAUGGGGUGAGACCAAUGGAGUAUCUUAGAUGGCCAGUCACAAGGUUUUAAGACCCCAGAUGCAACUCACCAAAGGAGAAUGUGGAACAUUUUCCUUAUAAGCGAUGUUAUGCCAACUGAGCUGGAUGUUCCCCAAGACCGUGGUCCCCACACAUUGUGGAAAUGUUUUUAAGCAUGCGCGAGGUGCCAGAAGGAAGCCCUGGGUGGUGCAGAUGAUUGAGUGCCCAACCACUAACUGAAAGGUUGACAGUUCGAACCCACCCAGAGGCACCUUGGAAGAAAGACCUGGUGAUCUGCUUCUGAAAGAUCACAGCCAUGAAAACCCAAUGGAGUACAAUUCUACUGUGCACGCAUGAGAUUGCCAUGAGUAGGAACUGAAUCAAAGUUAACUGGUUUUGGUUUAGUAGGUACCGGGGAAAUGGGAAGUACUGC